Brachypodium distachyon (stiff brome) is the source of this 2421-nucleotide messenger RNA. RefSeq names its product 3-oxoacyl-[acyl-carrier-protein] synthase II, chloroplastic. NCBI's taxonomy places the organism in Eukaryota, Viridiplantae, Streptophyta, Magnoliopsida, Poales, Poaceae. The coding region runs from base 472 to 1947 and encodes 491 amino acids. The transcript has 13 exons. The record is from RefSeq and is a predicted model, not a curated record. Gene Ontology annotation, molecular function: 3-oxoacyl-[acyl-carrier-protein] synthase activity. Gene Ontology annotation, biological process: fatty acid biosynthetic process.
UACAAUCUCAACCAGCCAAAUCAGAAUUCUUUCCACUCCAACAAACAAAAAGGAGGGGUAAAAAGUCUCGCCCCUGAGAUCCAUCCAUCCACAAAGGGUCUUGUUUGUGGGGCUUCAUUGCGUCAGCUAUUAAAAACUCGCCCGCUUCCAGCCCCCCCAUCGCACAAGCACCUGCAAUGGCCGCUUCCGCCCCGUCCGCCACCUCUCAGAUGCGCCCAAGCCGCCGCCGCCCUUAUUAAAGACCGCCGCCGCCUCCCCCGUCCUACCCCGCUCCUACCUGCCUUGCUCGCCCGCACCCGCACCCGCACCGCGCACAUCUCGCGCGGGCUCACCCCCCCCCAGGCCCGGUCCCGGUCCUUGCCUGCACCGUCUCCUCGAACUUCGUGGCUGGUGGAUGCGCCGGCCCUCCCCCUUCCGCGAAUCCAGGUGAUUCGCAUCGCCGUCGCGCCGUCAGGAUCCAGUUCGUGAGCAAUGGCGGCGGUGGCGCCACCGCUGUGCACCUGGAUCGUCGCCGCCUGCUUGUCCGCGGCCUGCGGCGCAGACGAGAAGGAGAAGCAGCGCAACUAUGGCGGCGGCGGCGGCCUUUUUGGCUCGCGCCGCCGCCUCGGUGCUCGCCGUCGAGGUGGGGCGCGCUCUGGAGUCCCAAUUGCUGUUUCUUUGCAUCCUGAGAGAGGAGCUCUGGAAAACAAGAAGUCUGAUACCAAAAAACGGAGGGUGGUUGUCACUGGCAUGGGUGUAGUGACUCCAUUAGGCCAUGAGCCGGAUGAGUUCUACAACAACCUUCUACAGGGUAUCAGCGGAAUAAGUGAGAUAGAAGCAUUCGACUGCUCCAGCUAUCCCACGAGAAUUGCAGGAGAAAUUAAAUCAUUUUCUACAGAUGGUUGGGUUGCACCAAAGUUAGCUAAGAGAAUGGAUAAGUUCAUGCAAUAUUUGAUAGUUGCUGGUAAGAAAGCAUUGGAAAAUGGUGGCAUCACUGAAGAUAUUAUGAACGAGUUGGACAAAUCGAGAUGCGGGGUUCUAAUUGGAUCUGCUAUGGGUGGCAUGAAGGUUUUUAGUGAUGCAAUUGAAGCAUUGAGAGUCUCUUACAGGAAGAUGAACCCAUUUUGCGUACCUUUUGCAACUACAAACAUGGGUUCAGCAAUACUUGCGAUGGAUCUGGGCUGGAUGGGCCCAAACUACUCUAUCUCUACUGCUUGUGCCACUAGUAACUUCUGCAUUCUUAAUGCAGCCAAUCAUAUCAUAAGAGGGGAAACUGACUUGAUGCUGUGUGGUGGUUCUGAUGCACCAAUUAUCCCAAUUGGGUUGGGAGGUUUUGUGGCCUGUAGAGCUCUUUCACAAAGAAAUAGUGAUCCAACAAAAGCUUCUCGGCCUUGGGACGUGGACCGUGAUGGGUUUGUCAUGGGAGAAGGGGCUGGUGUGCUUCUUCUGGAAGAACUUGAGCAUGCAAAGCAAAGGGGUGCAGAAAUAUAUGCUGAAUUUCUGGGAGGAAGCUUUACGUGCGAUGCAUAUCAUAUGACAGAACCACAUCCUGAAGGGAAAGGGGUUAUUCUUUGUGUUGAAAACGCACUGGCUGAUGCAGGAGUAACAAAGGAGGAUAUUAACUAUGUAAAUGCCCAUGCUACAUCUACACAGAUGGGUGAUUUAAAGGAAUUUGAAGCUCUCGUCCGUUGUUUUGGCGAGAAUCCUCAGCUAAGAGUAAACUCAACAAAGUCAAUGACUGGCCACUUGCUAGGAGCUGCAGGCGGAAUAGAAGCUGUAGCUGCUAUCCAAGCUAUAAGGACAGGUUGGAUCCAUCCAAAUAUCAAUUUAGACAACCCGGAGAAAAAUAUGGAUGUCAGCUUACUGGUGGGAUCACAAAAGGAGAGAUGUGAUGUGAAGGUGGCGCUGUCAAAUUCAUUUGGAUUCGGCGGGCACAAUUCUUCAAUUCUAUUUGCACCCUUCAAGUGAUCACGAUUGAUGUGCUACCUUAUGGUAGGAUUGCAUCACGGGACUGGGACUUUGUCAACUGAACUCAACAACAUUUCUUGAGACACAAAUUUAAUAUGGGAAUCCAACCUUGAUAGAAUAUAUUGCCACAUAGCCAAGCAGACAUAGCAAUUGAGUUAUUUUGUAUUGCAAAAGGAAGAACAAAAAAAAUCCCAUGCAAGGGUGUCUAUUCAGAAGUUGAUCCAGAUGUUGCAGGUGCGCUUUGGUCCAUCCUAUUUUUGUACCAGAUGUUAUUGGAUUAUAUCGUAUAGGAACAUUACUGGGCCGGUGUGUUUACCGGACAAAUACAGCGCUUCCUUACAAAACUGCCUCGUUGCGCUCGUUUUGCCCAGGAGCUGCGAGUUUGUACUCCAUCGAUGUGCAAAUAACUGUAAUAAGCAGCUGCGAGUUGCUAUUUUGACUCCUAAUUCGGUGUACCUUGUUUUGCAUUAUGUU